This is a messenger RNA of Ylistrum balloti, 1677 nucleotides long. Its product is annotated as required for meiotic nuclear division protein 1 homolog. The transcript is spliced from 12 exons. Lineage: Eukaryota; Metazoa; Mollusca; Bivalvia; Pectinida; Pectinidae. Gene Ontology annotation, biological process: positive regulation of mitochondrial translation. The coding region runs from base 102 to 1607 and encodes 501 amino acids. The record is from RefSeq and is a predicted model, not a curated record.
UAUCACAGAAGAUUCUUUAAAAUGACAUUCAGAUGUACAAAUUGCUGACGAAAUAUGAUAUGACAUUGGUUUUGUCGAUGCGAAAUUGAAAAUAUUACGAAAUGUCUACUGUAACAUCAGGCUUACGAUGUCAGCUUAACAGAAUGCAACUUCACAAGUGGAGGUCGAGGUCACAGACUUUAUUAGAAAACAGUGAAAAAAUUGCUUCAAAUUUACAUAUUCCAGCAAUGAAUGGCGCAGUAUUUUUUAAAAGUGGAAAUAAUGGAGGUCACAUGUACAGUUACCGUAAAAGGAGGACACUUAUUCCUGGUGUUUGGCAAAAUCACCCCUGGAUUCUAGACAGUAGACUUCAUAGAUUUAAACACUGGAAAGAUUUUAAUUUUGAGAAAAGAUUUUCAUUUUCUUUAAAAUCUCGUGGCCCAUCGACUUUGUCAACACAACAGAAGAUAUACAACUUAGCAUGUAAGUCACCAAAUAUGGAAAAAGGUCAUCAUGAGAAACUUCUAGGUUAUUCAUUCCAACAAAAUGUUCAUGGAAUUCAAACAUAUCGUAGGGUUCCAGUAAGGUCAAGUUCUCUCAUGCGUUCUGUACAGACUUGCAGGCAAAAGCUCUUCAUUUGUCGCCACAUUAGUACUUGCACUCAGGACCAGAAGAAGAAGGAGAGUGUGAAAGAUAUAGAUGUGGUAAAAGAAAUGGAGAAAAAAGGCGACAAGUCCCGGAAAACUAUCAGGAAGAAAGUACAGCCAGUCAUACGACAGGUUCCUCGUCAAGUGACAGUGUAUACUGUUGGAGAUGAACUAAACUUUGAAAGCUUCACAAAACAUCUGGCUGUAGAGCAACUUUAUGAUGUAUCCCAAAUGCCAGAAGACCUUCUGGAUAAAGUCAUUCAUGUGACCUCGCGGUAUCAACCAGAAAACUACCCCAAAAAGGACAUUUUCUUUUUCAGUGAGGGAUCAGUUGUGUUUUGGAAUGUACAUGAAGAUGAGAGGUUGAAAAUACUGAAGGACAUGAUGAAACAUUGUGUGGAGUUAAAUGACAUGAAACUGAUAAUGGAUGAGAGCGACAGUCUGGAGGUCCAGCCUACCAAAUUGGAGACAUUCCUUAAUAAUGACGUUAUCAACAUCAAUGAAGAUGAGGAUGUGGCAGAUUUAAUCCUUGUCAAAUACGCCUUCUCCAAUGCUCUUUCACAAUCAGUGAAGCUAAGCAUAUGGGAAACAGAACUACACAGACACAGUAAAAAAUGUGAAGACAUUUCUGAGGCAUUAAGAAAAGGGAGUAAUGUGCGUAUGGACAAACAGAAGAUUUUGAAAACAUUGGGAGCAAUUUUCACUAUUCGACAGUCCAUGAAUUUGGGUUCAGAGCUCCUGGAUACCCCAGACUUUUACUGGGACAGAAAUAAGCUGGAGAGCCUGUACAGACAGUGCUACAAUCACCUCUGUGUCCCUCACAGGAUCAAGGUGAUGAAUGAGAAGAUGAGCUACUGUAUAGAACUGCUAGAGCUUAUCAAGGAUUUGGAGAGCGACAAACGACACAUUCGACUUGAGUGGAUCAUCAUUUUUCUUAUCGCAUUCGAGGUUGUUCUGGAGUUGUGGAAAGGGAUGAAAUAAUCCAAAGAAAAUCAAUAUAAAACAAACAAAUUGCAGUGUUUUUCUUGUUUAUUCAUAAACAUAAACAUAU